CGCGUUGACUGGCCCACGCGCACGCCAAAUCUGCGUUUCGCGAUACACAUUCGCACAAAUGCAAACAGCUUCCCAUUUUCAAACAAAAUCCUUUUAUAGUUGCAAAGCUCGGCCGCUCUAUAAAUAACGCCAGCCGGUGGGCCGAUGUGCUCUAGCUAGUUCGCGAAAUCUGUGCAAAUGUUUCCUAUGUUAUAAACUUGAGAUAUUGGACUAUUUUAACAACUCUCAACCUAAUAUGGAGAGCUGAACGUUAGGCGUGCGUCUUGGAAGUGUAAAUGUUCGAGUAGUUCGAGUGCUCUACUUCGUGGCAAGAGCUGGUUUUAAUGGUGUCAAGUGUUUAUUAAGAUGAAGACGACGAUUUAAUCGGUCACUCAGAACAAUGUGUAUCGUAUCGAGUUAAUUGUAACUAACUGUGCAGUAAACAGAAAAUAGCUUCGUAAAAUUAAGGACGAGCGUUAUACUGGUACAUUUUGUGUGAACAGUGUGUGAAGUUGGAGGUUUUGUGUUUCUAAUAUUUGGAAAUCAAUAGACAAUGUUUUACAAUGGAAGGUUGGACAGCAGUAGUAGUACGUCGACGUCAUCAGGGAGUUCGGAUCUACGGGUGGCCGGUGCCGUGGAGCUGAGCGACUCCGCCAACACCGCGCAAGUACUGGCGCAAGUACAGAACUCUGACAGAGCACGCUUUUCGGACACGAGCUGGCAAAUCCAUCGGACGUGGAUGCGCAAUGGCGACCCUCUACCGUUGUCGCCCACCCCAUCAAGAUCGCUACCCGCUCCCGUCACCGCUCCGCCGCCCGCUCCAUCGGUGUCAGCGUCCGUGACCUUACGCUCGGAACAGAACGGCAUCUACGACACGAUUACGAGUCGAGCAGUGAGUGCACCCGCUACACCAGCCUCCACUACAUUUUCGAGAGAUCAGAGUGGGUCCCGAUCAGCAAGUUACCCGGGAGGUCCAGGCAGUCGGCUAGACCUCUGCUAUGUAGCGGAACGUAUGUUGGCGUUGCACCUGCCUGAAAGAGAUACGCAUGCGGAAGCACAGGCGGCUCAUAUGCUCACCAAUAAACAUGGAGACCAUUUCAUGGUAUUUGAGGUGAGCGGCAGUGACGGCGCGGGCGGUGUCGGUGCGGCUCGCAGCGUGUUCGGGCGCGCUCGCUCCCUCGGCUGGGCCGGCGACCUCGCGCCGCCGCUAGAACGACUCUGUGCGGCUUGCAAACACAUCGAGAGCUGGCUCGCUGCUCACCCCAAGAACGUUGCCAUAUUACUAGCAUGGGGCAACAGAGAACGCCUGGGCGUGCUAGUGGCGGCGUACAUGCACUACUCGGCGAUAUGUGGUGCGCCGGAGCAUGCGCUCGACAGAUACGCCAUGAGGCGGUAUCUGGAUGACAGAGUGCCAGUCUUCCAACUACCCAGCAAUAAACGCUACAUCGACACAUUCGCGGGUCUACUAGCGGGCCAGAUCCGUGUGAACGCCGCGCCACUCCACCUCACGCACGUCAGCGUGGCUGGAUCACUCGCCUCGCCUGCCACGCCCACCAUCGCCUUCCUCAAGAUCUACGAGAACUUCGUCUGUGUUUAUACAUCAGGUCUGUACAUGGUGAACGGCGGCGGCUGGACAGUGGGGGUAGGAAGACUGGCGCUGCGCGGCGACGUGGUGGUCCGCGCGUACCGUCGGACGGCGGCGGCGCGCGGCUCGCAGCGGCAGCUGGUGUUCGCGUGCCAGUUCCACACGUGCGCGGUGGCCGACCACACGCUCUCCUUCACCAAGCAGCAGCUCGAUCAUGCCGUGCACGACCCGUCAUUCCCGAGCGACGGUGCGGUGGAGCUGGUGUUCCUGCGCGGGGAGGGCGGGGGCGGGGCGGCGCCGGCGCCGACGCCGGCCGCUCCACUGCGCGCCGCGCCCGACGCACUCGCACGCGCAGACUCGCUCGAACAUCUGCGACCGCUGUCCACGCUCACUGAUGAUGAUCCAGGUGAGAACAACGGCAGCGCAGAAGGAUCUGGUUCGGGAGGCGAAGCGGGCGACGGGAACGAGGCAGCGCACACAUUCGGUCCCCUCGACGGGUCCAUCUACGCCACGGUGGUCCGUGCGGGCGGUGGUGGGCCUUCCUCACCGCUCAGCGCAUCCAUGGACUCGGGCAUCUCUUCAGCGGGGCGGCGCGCCGCGCCCAGCCCGCCCGACGAGCUCGACGCGCUGCUGGGCGACAUGCUGCGCACGGUGAGCGCUCUGCCCGACCCACCGCCGGCGUCGCACACGCCGCAGCCGCAGUCGCACGCCGACCGACCACCCGAUAUACCGUACCACGCGCGCGCAGACUCCGCGCCCUUCACAUACGGAGCGCCCGGCCUGCGCCCAGGCAUGCUGCGCGCACCCAACCGCCUCGCCAGCCCCGAGCUGGUGAGACGCGCUCUCGGUGGUGACCGCAACUACCGGCCCAUAGAGGACGACGAUGAUGAACGCACGGUCACCCCCGAGCCACCAUCACCUCGUACCCCGCUGUCUCCGCGUACGCUCAAGAAACUAACACACGAAGAAGUCACCACCACCACCGCGGCAGCUCCACCACCAGCAUCUCCCAUAAAGAAUGGAAGCAGAUGGUUGAAUGGGGAAGUGGAAUGGGCGGAACGGCCUGCGAGCGCGGCUACGGUACGGAAGACACCGCCUGAAAAUGGGACGUGGCGAUCAGCGAGUACCCUGGGCUGGCACGAGAGUUCUCGAGCUCGAGAGCCUCGUCGCUCUGAGAGCAGUGUCGAAGGAAGCUCAGGACUCACGUGGUUGCAACGACAGCAACAGAAGCUACGCGAGAGGAAGGAGGCCAGGGAGAGAGUCGCUCGACUACCGCUCGAGUGGGAUACUACUUCUUCCCGACAUGUGCGCCGCUCCGCCAGCCAUCGAGUGGAUGGCUACACAAGUGAUACGACUGCAUUUGCUGAUGAUGACGAGGACUUCAGCGUGCCUCUUCACGUGAACACGCGCACCCCUCUCAGGACUGACCACACCAGUCCACAAGCUCCAGACAGAACCUCAUCUAGAAAGUUUAUGUACGAAAAGAUGACGAUGCGCGAGUGGAGUACGACGAGCACACCAAAUAGUACUCCCGCGCCUGGAUUACUGUCGUUAGCGGAGCCUUCUGGCAAUGAUACCGUUGACCGUGUUGAGAGUUGGUCUCGCGCGGAGUCCCGCACGGAGUCUCGAGCAGGCACUCCGGCGUUCCCCACGCACCCCCGCACUCCCUAUCCACCGACGCCGACGCCCUCACUGUCUGCUCGACCUCCGCGCUCGCCCUCCGUGACCAGGUACAAUAUGUUUGACCUGGAGGACAUGAGAAAAGAACGUGAAAUAAGUCCAGAAUCGGAGUACCGCAUAUACAACGGCAGCAGUGGGUCUCGCCGCUCCAGCGUCAGUGGGACCGCAGAGCCACAACACGUGGCUCCGGAUCGCGUGAGGUUUGCCAGAGACACCAGCCACUACUGGUACAAGCCUAACAUCUCCAGAGAUGAUGCGGUAUCAGCGCUGCUGCAGUUAGAAGAAGGAGCAUUCAUAGUUCGGGAUUCCAACUCGUUCCCGGGAGCAUUUGGUUUAGCAGUGCGAGCGGGUGGCGCGGGAGGAGUGAGGCACUUCCUCAUUGAACCUACAGCUCGUGGUGUACGUCUGCGAGGCUGUCCUGAUGAACCAGUCUUCAGCUCAUUGUCUGCGCUAGUAUACCAACAUACUGUGACGCCACUAGCUCUGCCUGUGCCACUACGAUUACCUGAUAGGGAUCCAUGGACUGGUGGUAGUGCGAAUGCCGCCGCUAGAGCGCUGCUAGCGACCGGUGCAGCGUGUCACGUGUUGUUGCUCGGAUCUGAAAAUACUGAGGCGUUGACAGGACCUGCAGCCGUCAAGAGGGCUGUCUCCAACAUCCUGAAUAAGAAGGCUCCAGCACAUGUAGUGCACUUCAAGGUGUUCGGCGGUGGUAUCACAUUGACGGACGCGGCUCGCAAGCUGUUCUUCAGAAGACACUACCCCGCCACCGGCGUCUCCUACGCAGGACUGGAUCCCGAUGAGAGGAGAUACACACAUACAGACAACAAUACACAGUUGGAAAAACGAAUAUUCGCAUUCGUGGCGCGUGCGUCGUCAAGUGCUGACAACCAGUGCCACGUGUUUGCUGAAUUGGAGCCCGAACAGCCAGCUACAGCGAUCGUUAAUUUUGUUAAUAAGGCUCUGUUGGGAAGCUCACAGAAAAAGGACAUCAUCUAAGUGAGAAGACGACAGUUAUGGGAUAUUGGCGUUGAGAAAUACUCACAAAGUGUUAAACACAAAAACUAAGAAUGAAAUGUAAAAACUGUGUCGUCAUGUAACAUAGGAGUUUAAUUUAUCUUUCGCAUUCUAUAAACUGUAAAAUGAAUAAUAAACUUGGUUUACGUCAUCUUUGUGUUAGUAAAUAUUAUUAAAUAAUUCAUUUCAGAAUAUUGUUCGCCACGAUACGCUUCAUUUCACCAAGUACAAUUAACCAUAAAAUGUGUGUUAGGACUUACUGCAUACAUAAUAUAAAUAUAAAUUAUAACUUAGCUUAGGAAAGGAACUAACUAGUCUCAUAUUAUUUAAUAUAGAGUAGUGAUAUUACGUGUGCCUAAUGAAUAUUAGAUUUAUGAACUAAAUCCAGUGCAUGCUACGAGGCCCCGUAUGUGAAAUAACAAGGUCAAUUAACGAAGGCAGUAACAGGUACAACGAAAUGAAUAAAUAACAUAGUGCAAAGCUUGUAUGAACUAUGGAUAGAUGAUCUAUAAAUAAUUGUAUACUUCACCAGUCCAUUGUCACGUGUACAAAUGUAAAUCGAAUGCAGCUUUAAUACAUCUUAAUGAGUUUUAUCAUUCGUGCAGACAAAGCUUUUAUUACUUGUAAGAAAUGAUCAUUGCCUUAACAUUAAAAUGCUGAGAUAUAGAAUUCAAGGGCUAUAAUUUCCAUUUAAUAGGAGAAAUGGUUUAUGAGUUUGAAAAUGCCUUAAAAAUGAAUGAAUGCCUACCUAAGGUUCGUUGAUGUUCGUCACUGCAUGGUGCGUGACGUUAUUAAACAUAACACAUUUUAUUAUAAUUAUAACUGUUGUCAAAUGUAUUUAUUGGGUAAUAAUAUACUCAUGCAAAUAA
This is a messenger RNA of Spodoptera frugiperda (fall armyworm), 5127 nucleotides long. It is a transcript of the gene by, whose product is annotated as tensin-1. Gene Ontology annotation, molecular function: protein binding. Bases 533 to 4240 code for a protein of 1235 amino acids. The transcript has 22 exons. The record is from RefSeq and is a predicted model, not a curated record. NCBI's taxonomy places the organism in Eukaryota, Metazoa, Arthropoda, Insecta, Lepidoptera, Noctuidae.